Aphis gossypii (cotton aphid) is the source of this 1149-nucleotide messenger RNA. RefSeq lists its product as uncharacterized. The record is from RefSeq and is a predicted model, not a curated record. The transcript is spliced from 6 exons. Bases 1 to 1149 code for a protein of 382 amino acids. NCBI's taxonomy places the organism in Eukaryota, Metazoa, Arthropoda, Insecta, Hemiptera, Aphididae.
AUGAAUCCAGAAUUUUCCUACAAAUACAAUGGCGGAGAAAAAAAGGGUAUUCGAUAUUUGGUAUGUCGUGAACGGUAUUGUAAAGGAACAGCCAAAAGACUUGCUAAUGACGUUAUUGUUAACCAAAUACCACAUACCCAUGAGCCUAAUAAUAUUGAAACAGAACGGCUGGAAUUAAAAAAAGAGUUUAGGUCAAAAUUGAUUCAAAGAGCAGUUGAAGAAACUACGAAACUUCGAAUCAUCUACGAUGAAGAAUGUUUAAGAUAUGAUAGAGCUGCUGUACAUUAUUGUUGGCCAACCGCUGAAACUUCUAUGCGUAAAGCUCUUAAAAAAAUUAUUCCACCAUUACCACCUACACUGGAUGCAUUAAAAGAGUACCUUGAACAACAUUUGGAUAGAUAUAAAUGUUGUGGUCAUUCAUUCUAUCAAGAUUAUACUAUUGAUAAUCAAGGAAAGUAUACAGUGAUAUUUGGUUGUAUUGAUCUUAUCCGUAAAGUGGUUAAUCAAGGUGGUGAAGAGGUGCAUGCUGAUGCAACGUUUAAAGUUGUACCAUCUCGACCAAAUUGCAGACAGUUAUUUAUAAUGCAUAUGAUAAUUCAAAACCAUUCUAUACCAGUGAUAUAUAUAUUGAUGGAAUCAAAAACUGAGACAGCAUACACUCAAGUUUUGAUGAAGUGUAAAGUUCUAUUUCCUGAAAUUAAGCCAAUAUGUAUAAUGACUGACUUUGAAAUUGCAUUACAGAAUGCUUUUAAAAUUGUAUAUCCAGAUGCAAUUCAUCAUGCGUGUUUUUUUCACUAUGUUCAGUGUUUGGUCAAAAAUAUUAGGAGUCAAGGAUUAAUACCCUAUGUUAAAAACAACGAAAUGGCUCAAAUAUGCAUUAAAAUGACAGCUGCUUUAGCUUUAUUACCACCUAACAAAAUAGAAGAAGGUUUCCAAAUAAUUCGACGGUACAGCAGGGACAACAAUAUAAAUCUGACUUCCUUUUUUACUUAUUUCUCUAAUUAUUGGAUACAGACAAGAGGACCAGAAGUUUUUUCGGUUCACGGUGUUCCUCGAAGAACCAAUAAUAAUAUUGAGUCAUUCCAUAGCCAGCUUAAAGAAAAAUUCCAAACUGUUCAUCCUAAUCUAUGGACAUUUUUAGGUGAUUGA